AUGUCCUCUCUAUCAUCGCCUACGCCGCUCGCUCCACCACCGGCUCUGCUUCCGGUUGAAGAACCGCCGAUCGGCACUCAGCCUGCGGCCCACUUAGCCUCCGACACCUGCUCCCAAAAGACGCCCUUCAACUCCGCAGCUAGCGCAGUUGUGUGUGACAACUGCAAGACGCGCGGCCAUCUCCGCCGCAACUGCCCCACGAUCAAGUGCAACCUCUGUAAGCGUCUGGGUCACUUUCGGCGAGACUGCCCUCAAGACGCGUCGAAGCGAGUGCGCUCGGCCGAGAACGCGCCAUGCGAUGACGUCAACCUCGACGAGGAGUACCGCUGGUCCGUCUGCCGCAACUGUGGCUCGUCGCGCCACAUCCAGGCCAAUUGCCCCGUGCGCUACCAGGCUCUGGAGUGCUACCAGUGUCACCAGCUCGGUCAUAUGAUGACGACCUGCCCGCAGACACGCUGUUACAACUGCGGCACCUUCGGCCACAGCUCUCAAAUCUGCCACAGCAAACCGCACUGCUUCCAGUGCUCGCACUCAGGGCACCGCUCCUCGGAAUGCCCCAUGCGCUCCAAGGGGCGUCUGUGUUACCAGUGCAACGAGCCGGGCCACGAGGCCGCAAACUGCCCGCAAGGUCAGUUGUGCCGGAUGUGUCAUCGCCCCGGUCACUUCGUCGCCCGUUGUCCCGAGGUGGUGUGUAACCUUUGCCAUGUGAAGGGCCACACCGCUGGCGUGUGUGACAACGUGCACUGCGACAACUGUGGCCGCAAUCACGAGACGGUGCACUGUCACCAGCAAUACAUGUCGCCUGUGACGCACGCACGCGCCUCGGAGGGGCGCUCCGCCUCCUUGCCUAGCGAGUGCAUCUCAGACAGUGCUGUCCAGUCGAACAACUCCUCUAUGUCGCGCGCUCCGGAUGACGAUAGGAGCAAUCACGGCGUUGAGGCUCAUCCUCCAGCGACUGCCUCGUGCGUGCCUGUGGUGCCUCCUUACAUUCCUCUGGAUGCGCCGAAGAGGGACGAGCGAGUGGCGAUCGUCGUGGACGGGUCGUACUUUGAGCGCUGCGUCGCGCUUCGCCGCAACCGCAGCGACCCUGCCUACUACCAAGACAUCACCGACGCACUGCGCUACACCAUCGACUACAUCGGCGACAUCUUCCAGCGCGAGCCUUUCGCGUUCUGGCUCGACACGGACACCACCGCCUUCAUAGAGUUCGUGGAGACAAUCAUGCCGCUGGCGCACCGCGAACAGGCGCUUCGCAUGACCAACAUGCGGAAGCGCCACUUGACGGACGAGAUGAAUAGUGGUGGCUCCCUGCCGAACGUUGUGACAAAGCUGGUGGGUGGCAUGAAGCGGCAGCGCGGGUACACGGAAAACGGGCCUGGUCAUGUGUGGGUUCAGACCGGCGUGGACGUCGCAACCGCCACGUGCGUGAUUGAGCUCUUCCAAGACCGCCGGCAAUUCCAGCAAGUGGUGCUGCUCUGUGGCGACGCCGACGUCUAUCCGGCAGUGGAGUACUGCAACACCCUCCGCCGCUCCUCGCACCAGCACGCAGACUCCAAUCCAGUCCGCGUCUGCGGCACCUCAGAUUCCAUUUCGAAAAUGUACGGAAAACAUCAGGACCUCACGGACUUCCUGCCGCGCCUGCUGCUGGACCGUCCCUCACACACGGAGGGCGGGCGCACGAUUGAAUUCCCCACCUUUAAAGUAUUCAGAUCCUCCUGCUAG
This is a messenger RNA of Leishmania braziliensis MHOM/BR/75/M2904, 1722 nucleotides long. RefSeq lists its product as hypothetical. The coding region runs from base 1 to 1722 and encodes 573 amino acids. The record is from RefSeq and is a predicted model, not a curated record. The transcript has a single exon. NCBI's taxonomy places the organism in Eukaryota, Euglenozoa, Kinetoplastea, Trypanosomatida, Trypanosomatidae. Gene Ontology annotation, molecular function: nucleic acid binding; zinc ion binding.